AUGAAAUGGUCUACUACUCCCUUUGAAGACCUAUACAACUCAAUCCAAGGGGAUGAGUUUGACUUUGUUUUAUUUAAGGAAUUGUUGCCAGAUUUGAAUGAAUUAAAUCUUGCUGAAAGGUUCCCCAAGAGUAAUGGGAGUAGAAAGCAACUAGAAUCGGGGGAAAUCACGUUAACAGAUGGCGAUACUUAUAAUCUGAAUCAAGAAUUUAUUAUUUCCGCGAUUCAGUUAUCUGAUGAGCUAAAUCUGGAUGAAUUGGUGACUGCCGAACUGUUAUUACUAGGUCAAGGUUCUGAAUCUGAUGAACUAGAUCAGGAUUUAUCCUUGGUCAACCAAGGAAAAGUGCGGUUCUUUGUGAGGAAGCAAUAUAUCUUACAAGUUGUUUCUUAUGUGGUGAAUGCUCACGGAGCUGGUAGCCAGACAUACGAAGCAUUGGUAGAUAAUGGUAACCUAAUUAGCAAUAUUUUGAAAGGUUUCCGGUGUAUUCAUCAACAGCUGGAUGAAAUUAAACAGUCUGUUAACAAAUCGCAAAUACUAGACAAUUAUGACGCUUUGUCUCAACAAAAUGUGAACUUUAAGCGAGACUUUUUGUUAAAGGAAUAUGAUAUUCUCGCUCAAAUAUUGUACGGUGUGGUUAACAGCGGUUCAUUGUUUAACAACGAGGGCAUAAAUUCUAUCAUAGAUCAUGUUUCAACGAUGGAUUCAGAUGAUUUCUUCAUCGUGUAUUACAUACCUGCGCUGUUUUUGGCGUUUUCGAAGCUGUCCAAAUUUCCAGAAGCGGAUGUGAAAUCACUACACUAUGCGUUUGUGAAAGAACUAAAUAACGAGACUAUUUACACGAAGCCCGUUAAGGUGGCGCUGAUAUUCGUGUUUUUGACAUAUUUUAUUGGUUGGUGUAAGGCUGCUCCCACUACCAGGGCCAAGAUGUUUGAUUUUGAAACCACAGUUGAUAAGCCAAUGACAAUUGCUGUUGAGCAAGGAGCUCUUGAACAAUUAAUGGUUUUUUCAGCGGAAACUUCUGUCAUAGAAAAAGAUAAAAGAAUGGAACUGUUUUAUGAUAUUAGGUCGUUAUUGGAAAGGCACAUUCCAAGGUUACUUCCAAAGCAACUUUUGGAUACAGAGCAUCGCUCGGCGGUAGUUCUGAAAUCUGUAAGCAAUCAAACAUCUAAGUUUAAUAGCAUUAUGUUAUCUGAACAGUUAGAGAUACAACUGCUUCAUGUAUUCAACGACUUUAUUCAAUCUUCAAUAUCAGAUUGUGCAUUCCUAUUAACUAAAAUAAAAAAUGCUGAAGAAGAUUCCCUAUUAUCCGGUGAAGACUUAUAUCUAGAUGAUAUUUCUGCAAAGGCUGACUUGGAACGCUACUUCCUUAUAAUUUAUUACUUUUAUUUUUGUCGACCAGAACUGGCACAGUCCUUCUGGCAAGAUAAUGAGUCAACCUUAUAUGGUUUCAUUGAAUGGGCCGCAAAAUGUAAUGAUAACCUAAUGAAGUCCUGCUUCUAUUUAAUGAUUUCCAGUUUGUCUUAUGGUGAAGAGAAUGCCAAUAAUGUAUAUCAUUAUAUCAAUGGUAAUCAGUCCUUAUCUUGGGGAGUUAUUGCUCAAACUAUAAGCGAAUAUAUCAUCAAAAUAUCGACUGUGGAAAAAAAGCUUGUGGAGAUGCAACCACAAUCGGAAGAAGAAAAGACCAGUUUCAACAAUAUAGCUUUGCAAGAAGGUCUUAAUGAAGAAGUUGUAAUCUUAUUAUCGUCAUUUUUGGCACUUAUUGGUUCGGUGGCACAAGAUGUCAAUACUGAGGCGCAAUUGUGCUUGUCAGAGACCUUUCAAGAUAUCCUCUUUGAAUUCUUGAAAGUGAAUACUCCAUUGGUAGGUGCUACAAUGGAAGUCAUUGGUAUGAUAGUUCCACGUUUAGAAUCAAAGAGAGAAAAGUUUUGGAAUAAGUUGGACGAUUGGAUCUUUAAAAAUUCACCUUUGAAUGCUACGGAUGACUCGUACCAUAUGGCCUUCCGCGCAGUAUUAUCAAAUUUUGCGGAUGUUGCUGGUUUUCUGGAGUUGUUUUUAAAAAUGAUAUCGGUGGAAACUAAAAAUGAUAAAGGAUACAUGAUAUUUGGAAAGUUACCUUAUCCAGUUAAGCUUGGUGCAGGUUAUAGAAAAACGGGUAUUUGGCCUUAUUUGGACUAUAUCUUUAACGAGGUAUUUGCACACGUCCAUCAUAUUUCCAACCCUCAAGAAAGAGCCGCCAUUAUAAAGCCAAUUUUUAGCAUAAUUCAGUGUUGUUUGUAUUCAUUUGAUUACGGCGUAAUUUUGAAUUCUGUAAGGGCAGGUGUUAGUCUGGAUUCUUUGGUCCAGUUUGGAGAUUUUUUUACCUAUGCAGAAGAGUCUUCUGUCACUGCUGUGUUCAAUUACCUUUUUGAGGAAAAGUACUUCAAAAUACUAUUUAAGAUUGCUUCAGUUGGCGUUGACGAGCUUUCCGGUGACUUGGAUAGUACUGAAAACCAGAUACACCUUGUCCGAUCCGCUAUUCACAUUAUCAACCAAAUAUUGAAGCACGAGAAUACAUAUCUUGAGGAAUUAUGCCCAAUCAUUAAAAAACGUCAUAGAGAGACCCAUUUCAUUCCUAAAAAUUUUGGCUUACAUGGUCUGCGCUCCUACUAUGAUGCUAUACUCUUCAACUUGCCUCUGGUAGCGCACUGUGCACUAUAUGUUGGGUUAAGUGAUUAUCAAUUGGCAUUUGAGUCAAUAGAGCUUCUGAAAAAAAUUUCUCAAAAAUUACCUUGUGGUGAUACGCGGACAAAUAAACUGCUAACCAUUUUUGAAUCUGUUAAUGAAUCUGCAAGAAUUAAGGAAGCUUUUAUUAGUCAAUUAGAAUCUUCUAUCGACUCAGAGGAAUCAUUGAUGUUGAAACUUGCAAUUUUAGAUUUCAUUAAUAUGAAUUUGUCAUAUACAACUACCGUUCCAACAGUGGCUCAUUUCUUGUUAGGAUUCCAGGUUACCAAUAUUCUUUCACUAGGUUCAAACCUAAGUACUUUCAUAAAUUCUCCGACAUCCCUAUUAAACUCCUUGGUUGGUAUACUGCAUUCGUCAUUGGUAGCCAUUGAUCAUCAUGAUGUUGAAUACGCUCCAAUUAAAUUAGCUUCUGUUUUAAUGGAGAUCAUUGUUAAGUUGUGUCGUAAUACCCUUACCUCCCGUUUGGUGUUGGAUUUCCUAUCGUCUAAAUCGUUAUUUGAGAAAAUCAUUCAAUUGGAUCCAAGUGUUGACAAGACUUCUCUAUGGUCUGGACAAACAUUUAAUGGUAAUUUCAAUGGAACUUCUGAUCAAAUUAUUAGUAGUCCAGCCAUCGGUGCUCUGCUAUCUUUCUUAAGAUACAGAAGUUAUGUUUUACAAUAUUUGAGUCUGGACAUUCACCGUUUAUCUACUGACGCUCAGGAGUCCAAGAUUUCGACCUCUGUUGAAGCACUCAUAUCUAGUGCAAUUCACGCUCCUACCAUUUUUAGAUUUUUGGAUAUUUUGAGUUAUAGUCCAUUUCCUUCAACCAAUGAAUCGUUAAAAGGUCUGAAUAUAUUUGGCGGCUUAGAUCUGAAUAUUGAUAAAAUUAAACCUUCAAAUAAAUUUACAGGAGAUAUAUAUGAUUUUGAUGAUCUGGAUUCAUUAUUAGAAUUAGUUGUUAGGUUGCAAAUGGUCCCUAUUAACCAUGAAGCCAUUGAUCCAACUAGUUCACUCGCUGUGAUCGCAAAAUCUGAGGCAAAUACCAUCAAGAAGUUCAUUACGACAUAUUUGUCUCAUGCAUCUUUCUCUUCUAUUCAGCUCUCAGUAUUACAUUCAUGGGUUCAACUGGUUCAAAUUCUUGUUAUAGAUGGUUCAAUGACACCAGUUCAGCGGUCAAAUUUCAUCUUAGAAAUAUUUGAAGCUAUCAUUCCGAAAAUUAAUGAUUAUGUUGAAUUCGAUGUUUCGUAUUCAGAAGAGUUGGUAUCAUUAUCUGUAUUCCUUUAUGACCUGUACCAGAAAGACCGUAUGGAAAUUGAUCAAGAAAAGACGAUAGAUGGGAGACUCCAUGGACUGUUCAAAACAUGUGUACAAGGCAUUACAUCUCCAUUAUCUACAUUAUCUUUGAGAUCUGACUUUUAUGUUCUUGCUAAUAAAUAUCUUUUGAGGAUCAUUAAAGAAGAACAUUUGGCAAAAGAGGUAUUGCAAUCUCUAAAAAUGGCUAAUGAAAGGCUGGUGGAAGUUAUCUGUAAUGAUGCUAUAGCUGGUGAGGGUUCAAAUCGAAUUACAGGAAUAUUACUACUGGAUGCUUUGGCCCAAUUAGCAUGCUUGAAUAAGGUGAACUUUAUACUAGACGCAUUACUAAAGAGUAAUAUGUUACUACUCAUUAUCCGUUCUAUCAAGACCACUGAUGAAUUACUAAGUUUAAGUUCUCAUAACAUAACGUUGGAUAAUUUACUUUAUGAGCUUACCGCUUUCAAGUCCACAGUAUAUUUUUUGAUUCGUUUAGCUAAAACAAGGAAUGGUUCACAAGCAUUAGUUCAAAAUGAAAUUUUUCAAACUAUUGAGUCAUGUUCGUUCUUGCAAAUUGAUCCUGACUUGGGCCUGGAGUUAGUUUUUGACGAAGUUUCAGUUCGAAAUUCUAAUUUUGUGCGAGUCAAUUUAAAUCUUGAUAAUCCAUUGACUUUAGGUUCACAAGCUAAUGGGGUUUCGUUAUUUGAGGUGGUAGUGCCCAUUUUUCAACUUAUUGCAUCCAUCUUACUCAGUAUGGGAAGUGCUAACAAACCAGUCAUGAAGAAUGUGAAAAAGCUGCUGAUACAGUACAGAAAAUUGGUCCAAGGGGUAUUGAAGAGAGACGCUUUGGUGGAGAGCAAUGAAGCCUAUUUUGUCGAGGGCUCUACUCUAGAAGGUCUUCAACAACAGGUUAAGCUGGUAGUACUACUAUGCACUUUGACUGGAUAUUUUGGUGAAGAGAAGGCAUAA
This is a messenger RNA of Eremothecium cymbalariae DBVPG#7215, 4959 nucleotides long. It is a transcript of the gene NUP192, whose product is annotated as Nup192p. Gene Ontology annotation, biological process: nuclear pore organization. The record is from RefSeq and is a predicted model, not a curated record. Lineage: Eukaryota; Fungi; Ascomycota; Saccharomycetes; Saccharomycetales; Saccharomycetaceae. The transcript has a single exon. The coding region runs from base 1 to 4959 and encodes 1652 amino acids. Gene Ontology annotation, molecular function: structural constituent of nuclear pore. Gene Ontology annotation, cellular component: nuclear pore inner ring; nuclear pore.